This is a messenger RNA of Sungouiella intermedia, 1974 nucleotides long. The record is from the annotation of a GenBank genome assembly. NCBI's taxonomy places the organism in Eukaryota, Fungi, Ascomycota, Pichiomycetes, Serinales, Metschnikowiaceae.
AUGAUUCAGUAUCGUCGGCCUGAAGGCGAAAUAUUCGCAUCAGCCUCAAAGACAUCACAUAAUUUGCUGGAUCCAGAGGAGAAAAGCCAUCAACUAAAGAGACACCAGGAAAGCUUUCUGACUCCAACAUCACGCUCCUUGAAAGGUACAAAUCUGGAAGUAUCUGAGACUGCAAGUGGUGAAACUAUUCCAAGCUCAGUUGCGGAUGAAAUUGCUCCCAACGGUUCAACGCAAACAUUGACUAAACCAGCUAGAGACACUGACCUGGAUUAUGCUACAAUGGUAGAAGCGGGAACGAAAGGAACGUCAGAAACGACAGUCUCCGGUCAAGCAAAUGGUGACCACAGUAAGAUUGAGGAGGUCCAUCCAGAGUCACCAAAGUCAAGCAUUCGAGAGCUGUUUCAACUUUCUCCAGUCUCUUCUGGUCGCAAAGGCGGAAGCAGUCUUGAUGCAAAGAUUUCUCUCCCUCAUUCGCUGCUCAGAAGCGCUCGAAGGCACACUUCACCCAUUACAGUGCCCAUUUUAAGGCUGUUUACUGAUGUUAGCCGGCCGAAAAGGUCAUUGGACCAUGGUGAAAUACAUCUGCAUUUGCAUCAUAAUCGUCAGUAUUCCUCAAAGCAUGCAACAUCUAACGCGGACCGAGCCAUGUCAAGUAUUGAUCUCCAUAAUCUUCGGAAGCAUUCGGGUCAAGAUUUCGCAAACUCCGAAAUAACCCGUAUGCGGAACUCAAUUAUCGUCAGGAGGAACAUCCAAAAGAGAAGAAAAGAAUUUCUUGAAGAUGAGAAGGUCAUCGUAGGAAAUAAGAUCACUGAGGGACAUCAGAAUUUUGUAAUGGCUUACAACAUGCUUACUGGAAUCCGAGUGGCGGUUUCUCGGUGUUCUGGAGUGAUGACAAAGCUAAAAGACGCAGACUUUAAGACUACUAAGAAACUAACCUUCAACAUGGAUGGAAGCGAAUUAACUCCCUCUUCAAAGUAUGACUUCAAGUUCAAGGAUUAUUGUCCUGAAGUUUUCCGUGAAUUAAGAUCCUUGUUCGGAAUCGAUCCUGCUGAUUAUUUGAUUUCUAUAACGGGGAAAUAUAUUCUUUCUGAGCUUGGUUCUCCAGGAAAGAGUGGCUCAUUCUUCUACUACUCACGAGAUUUCAGGUUCAUCAUCAAGACAAUCCAUCAUUCUGAACACAAACAAUUGAGAAGGAUACUCAAAGAUUACUAUCAACAUGUCAAAGAUAAUCCUAACACCUUAAUAAGUCAGUUUUAUGGAUUGCAUAGAUUGAAAGUUCAGGGUGGUAUGAAGAAGGUUCAUUUCAUCGUCAUGAACAACUUGUUUCCUCCCCACAGAGAUAUUCAUCUCAAGUACGAUUUGAAAGGUUCAACAUGGGGGAGAUAUACUAAUUUGACUACUGCUAAUGACUUAUCGCAAGUAACCUUGAAAGAUCUUAAUUUUCUCGAACGACAUGAUAAGAUUCGCUUCGGACCGGACAAACGGAGAAUUUUCAUGGAACAACUUGAAUCCGAUGUGAGACUCUUGAAGAAGAUUAAUGUUAUGGAUUACUCCCUCUUGUUAGGAGUUCAUGAUGUCAAAAAGGGAAACUCCGAGAACAUAACAAAGUUAUCAGUAUUUGACCCCAAAUCCAAUGUGAAGUCUGAUGUUUUCAAAACAAACCCAAGAGAUAUCAACAGAGUGGUCGAUCUCCCCAAAGAUGUAUUUCCUGGGCGGUCAAAGUAUAUUUUUUACGGUCAUGAUGGGGGUAUUCGAGCGACGAGCGAGAACAACGAUCCCCUUCCUGAAAUUUACUACUUGGGUAUUAUUGAUUGCUUAACUCAUUACUCAAUCAAGAAGCGCCUCGAAACUUUUUGGAGGUCUCUCAAGCACACAAGGGGUACAAUUUCCUCUAUUCCAUCCUCGGAGUAUGGUGAUCGGUUUUUGAAGUUCAUUAAAGAUGGAAUUUCAUCAGAAAAGCUCAAGAGCAACUAA